Austrofundulus limnaeus is the source of this 1029-nucleotide messenger RNA. It is a transcript of the gene nat9, whose product is annotated as N-acetyltransferase 9. Bases 233 to 877 code for a protein of 214 amino acids. The record is from RefSeq and is a predicted model, not a curated record. The transcript is spliced from 6 exons. Gene Ontology annotation, molecular function: N-acetyltransferase activity. NCBI's taxonomy places the organism in Eukaryota, Metazoa, Chordata, Actinopteri, Cyprinodontiformes, Rivulidae.
AUAAAUACACUUAAAAUGCACCAAUUAAUUAAUUAAAUAGAAAUGAGCAGAAUCAGACAAGAGCACUGUGUUUUCUCUGUACUUCCUAGUUACAUCCAGCAGGUGGCGCCGGUCUCCUUCAGCCCUCAGUGCGCAGCCGCAGUUUGAGCCGCAGAGCGAGCAASAGGAAGCUAACAACUGUAAAGAUAUGAAGUUGGACACGAGUUUUUAACAUUUUAUCUGACUUAUCAACAUGAAAAUAAAUGAAAAUACUUUACUGGAGGGACCGAGGGUUGUGUUGGUUCCUUACAAUGAAGAACACGUUCCAAGGUAUCACGAGUGGAUGAAGUCUCCUGAGCUGCAGCAGCUGACCGCUUCAGAGCCGCUCAGCCUGGAACAAGAGUACGACAUGCAGAGGAGCUGGAGAGAGGAUAACGACAAGUGCACGUUCAUCAUUUUGGACAARCAGCAGUGGGCGGAUCCCAGUGUCGAGGAGGAGCAGUGCAUGGUGGGAGACGUCAACAUCUUUCUGACCGACCCCACAGACCCGUCUGUAGCAGAGCUGGAGAUCAUGAUAGCAGAGCCAAGUUACAGAGGCAGAGGCUUUGGGAAGGAGGUGACGAGCAUGAUGAUGUGUUACGGAGUCAACAAACUCGGAGUCAAAAAGUUUCAAGCCAAAAUUGGUCUGGACAACCAGGUCAGCGUCACCAUGUUCAAGAAGCUGCACUUCCAAGAGGUGUCUGUGUGCAGCGUGUUCAAAGAGGUGACCCUGGAGCUGACCGUGGACGAGUCCGUUYGGACCAAGCUGCAGGACGAUGCGGCGCACGUGAAGGAGAGAGACUACAGACAGGCGUGCAGCAGGAGACGUGAACUGUUUUCCACACUGAUGCYGUUCUGAGCUGCUCCACAUGCAGCAGCUCAGUCUGAGGAAAACUCCACUCUUCAGUCGGAGGACUUAAGACAAGCAUGGACAAUAGAGUUUUUAUUUGAAAUGUUUUAAAUUGCACAUUCUUUUGCACACUAUGUAAUAAAAAUGUUUCAUCAGGUUUA